AUGUACCUUCUCAGAAACGCAAAUCCCAACAGCAACUCCGACGACAGCAGCAACAACAACUACGCCAACUCCAGCUACAGCACCCUCCGUUCCAACCUCACAUUCUUUUGUCACAGGAGCUCUCACACCAAGCUCAACCAUGGCACCCAUCACAAGCACAAUCAUCUCUUCUGUUACACCAACCAUCACAACGGACGUAUCGGUUCCCACCACAACUGUGAACGUUGCUCCUGUCACGGUCACCACUGGAGCAUCUUCCACAGCAAGCAGCACCAUGGGUUCCACCCAAACACCUUCCACAGCACGCAGCACCAUGGGUUCCACCCAAACAUCUUCCACAGCACGCAGCACCAUGGGUUCCACCCAAACACCUUCAACAGCAAGCAGCACCAUGGGUUCCACCCAAACACCUUCCACAGCACGCAGCACCAUGGGUUCCACCCAAACAUCUUCCACAGCACGCAGCACCAUGGGUUCCACCCAAACACCUUCAACAGCAAGCAGCACCAUGGGUUCCACCCAAACACCUUCCACAGCAAGCAGCACCAUGGGUUCCACCCAAACACCUUCCACAGCACGCAGCACCAUGGGUUCCACCCAAACAUCUUCCACAGCACGCAGCACCAUGGGUUCCACCCAAACACCUUCCACAGCACGCAGCACCAUGGGUUCCACCCAAACAUCUUCCACAGCACGCAGCACCAUGGGUUCCACCCAAACACCUUCAACAGCAAGCAGCACCAUGGGUUCCACCCAAACACCUUCCACAGCAAGCAGCACCAUGGGUUCCACCCAAACACCUUCCACAGCAAGCAGCACCAUGGGUUCUACCCAAACGUCUUCCAGCGAAUCCACGACCAGCCUCUUGACGACCACCAGUCCUCCGACCGCACCAUCAGCCCCUGCUCCGACCUUCAGUGUGUCGGUUACGUUAACACAAACUUACGACGAACAAUUAUCAAACCCAAGCAGUCAGCAGUUUAUUGUACUGCAGUUGAUCGUUGUUACAACGUGUAAUGCUAUCUACAGGGCAGAAUAUGGAUUCCUUUUCAUCCGCGUUAUUGUCAUUGGAUUCAGACCUGCCGGAGGUCGACGUAUGGCCAACACUGAAACCGUUUUGGAGCUUGUGUUCAAUAAUACUGCCCCAAGUGAAAGUAUUCCGCCAGCAGAGGAAGUUGCAAAUGUCUUGAGAAAUGCUGCAAUGGACAACUCCACUGAUAGUCUCCAAAUUGAUGCUACCACUAUUGUUGUCGAAAGAGUUGUUACCACUACCACAACGAUUGCCCCAACAACUGCCCAACCACUGACAAUAACUGCCAAACCAACGGCUACAACAGCCCAACCACCUGCUACAACUGCCCAACCACCGGCCCCAACUCAAACCACAACCACUGCUGCAGUAGCGUUGGCUAACGUCCGAUUUGGAUUCCGUUCUGUCAGAGACACAUUUACAGCAGACCUUUUGAAUCCCUCAUCAGCAGCCUUCCAAGAUCGAGCCACAACCAUCACAUCUGCGCUCGAACCCUUGUUCAGAAGAGCUUUUGGUUCCUUCACUAGCUUGCAAGUGGUAACUUUCAGCCAAGGAUCGAUCAUCACCACCAUGGACGCAAAGUUCAGUUCAGCUCCUCCUAGUGACCAGAUAGCCAGAGUUCUGACCGAUGCCGCAGGAACCAUCACAGCUUUUGACAUUGAAACCAACUCUAUCACUGUUAAUGGUAUAGUGACGGGUGGAGUCUCAAGUGGAAUGAACAAAAGCAGUGCCUUCAUCAUAUCUUCGAUGACCCUCCUCUCAUGGCUACUCGUGUCAAGCUGAUCAUAGGACUUGGGUGUUCACUCAAGACAAACCCAAGACAACACAUAAGAACCAUUUUAACUAAGAAACAUUAUUAACCAUAUUAACCAUGUUAACAACAGAAUUAUAUUAACCAAGGUAAACAAACAAAUGAAUAAUAUAUAUUACUGAAUUAAUUGCUAUUUAAUCACAAUAGAGUAUUCUAAUUAAGAUAUCAUGCACUUGGCUUGUAAACAAAAGACUAUUCUCUUAAAAAAAGAUUAAGCUAUCAUGUUUGCUCUUGUCUAGUGUCAUCGAAAAAUAUUUUAAAUGUAGACCACUUAUAUGGGGAAAUACUGUGGCGAGCAGCACGGAAAGGAAGAGACUGGAGCCCAUGGGUCUGUUCGAAACCACAUACUUGCUUCCUACUCUUACUAACUAUGACGUCAAAUUGAGUAAGUAGAACGUAGUAAGCGAGUUUUAGGUAAGCGAGUAGUAUCCGAAUGUCUUCUACUUCCGGAAAGAUUUUGUGUAUGCAUCGCUAGCUUACUAGACGUACUCAACCACCCCAGAAUGCACUGCGUCUAUUCAAAAGAACAAUGGAAGCAAUGGCGCUAAACGGGGAGCCGCAGCAGCAGAGCCCACAGCCAUACCAUAAUAAUU
Molecule: messenger RNA, 2434 nt
Organism: Gadus chalcogrammus (walleye pollock)
Lineage: Eukaryota; Metazoa; Chordata; Actinopteri; Gadiformes; Gadidae
Exons: 8
Coding region: 1-1017 (338 amino acids)
Source: RefSeq, a predicted model, not a curated record